AUGGGCUGCUGCUCCUGGCCAUUGGUUCUGCUGCUGCCGGCUUUGCUGCUCUUCGCUGUGGCGGAAUGCCAGCUUCGAGGUUUAUUUCCUGCCAUUCUAAAUCUUGCUAGCAAUGCUCAUAUCAGCACCAAUGCUACCUGUGGUGAAAAGGGGCUCGAGAUGUUUUGUAAACUUGUGGAGCAUGUUCCAGGCCGUCCUCUACGCAAUGCACAGUGUCGAAUCUGUGACCAUAAUAGUGCAAAUCCCAAAGAACAACACCCUAUCUCAAAUGCUAUUGAUGGUACUAAUAACUGGUGGCAAAGUCCUAGUAUUCAAAAUGGAAGAGAGUAUCAUUGGGUAACCAUAACUCUAGAUCUAAGGCAGGUCUUUCAAGUUGCCUAUGUCAUCAUCAAAGCUGCUAAUGCUCCCCGUCCUGGAAACUGGAUUUUGGAACGUUCUGUGGAUGGCGCCGAAUUCAGUCCCUGGCAGUACUAUGCAAUUAGUGACACAGAGUGCCUUACCAGAUAUAAUGUAACGCCACGACUUGGGCCUCCUACAUAUAAGAGAGAUGAUGAAGUGAUCUGCACUUCCUAUUAUUCUAGGCUAGUCCCACUUGAACAUGGAGAGAUCCACACAUCACUGAUCAAUGGUAGACCUAGUGCUGAUGACCCUUCACCAACAUUAUUGGAUUUUACUUCUGCACGAUACAUCCGUCUUCGACUGCAGCGUAUAAGAACCCUUAAUGCUGACCUCAUGACCCUUAGCCACCAUGAUCCUAAAGAUGUUGAUCCUAUUGUUACUAGAAGGUAUUACUAUUCAAUAAAGGAUAUCUCUAUUGGAGGUAUGUGCAUUUGCUAUGGCCAUGCUCGAAGUUGUCCUUUGGAUAAAGACACUAAGAAAUUACAGUGCCAGUGUGAACACAAUACUUGUGGUGAGAGCUGUAAUGAGUGUUGCCCUGGCUACCAUCAGGCACCGUGGAGACCAGGAACCAUUUCUGUUGGCAACAAAUGUGAAAAAUGUAACUGUCAUAACAAAGCAGAAGAUUGUUAUUAUGAUCAGAGUGUGGCGGACCAAAAAAAAAGUAUAAACAUUUAUGGCCAGUUCAAAGGAGGUGGAGUCUGCAUAAACUGUACCCAAUACACCACUGGAAUAAACUGUGACAUGUGCAGUGAUGGAUACUACAGGCCACAUAAAGUGUCUCCCUAUGACAACAAUCCUUGCCUUCCCUGUGAAUGUGGUUUAUUUGGGUCCUUUGGUUUUGACUGUGUUAAAGAUGAUGAUCAUGCUGACCCACAGCGUGGUGUUCAGUCUGGUCAGUGUCAUUGCAAGGAAGGUUAUGCAGGAGAAAAAUGUGAUCGUUGUGCCUUUGGUUACAAAGGUUAUCCAAACUGCAUACGAUGUAACUGUAGCCUUGUUGGCAGCAUUAAUGAUGACCCAUGCACAGAACCUUGCCUUUGUAAAGAAAAUGUAGAAGGAGAAAACUGUGACCGCUGCAAGCCAGGGUUCUACAAUCUCCAAGAAAGAAAUCCUCACGGUUGCACUGAAUGUUUCUGUUUCGGGGUUUCUGAUGUCUGUGAAAGCCUUUCAUGGCCCAUCAGUCAGAUGUCUUCUAUGAAUGGUUGGUUGGUGACUGAUCCAUAUACCUCAAAGACCAUACAACCUCAACAAGGCCAUUUUGAGGGCCCACGUCAAAUAAGCAUUAACAACAUUGCAGCUGCAAAAAUACUAAAGUCUCCUUAUUACUGGUCUGCACCUAAGCCAUAUCUUGGAAAUAAACUUACAUCCUUUGGUGGUUACUUGAAGUAUACUGUGUUCUAUGACAUUCCCAUGGACAGUACAGACAGUGAUUUAGUGUCUAAUGUGGAUGUUAUUAUUCAGGGCAACGGACACAUUUUGUGUACUAGAUCUGAAGGGCUGUCUUUGCAACCAUAUGAGGAGUAUUCCAAUACUGUGCGGCUUGUGUCUGAAAACUUUGUUGACUUUACUACAAAGAAGCCAAUAGAUCGAGACAUGCUGAUGACAGUUUUAGCAAAUAUUACUCAUCUUCUGCUCAGGGCCAGUUACAACAUUGCAAAAAAGGCUGUAUACAGGUUGGAUUCUGUCACUUUGGAUACAGCGAAUGCUAAUCUCAUAGAUCUAUCUUCAGCUGCAGAUGUGGAAUAUUGUGAAUGUCCUCAAGGCUACUCUGGGAUUUCUUGUGAGGCCUGUCUUCCUGGGUACUACCGAGUAGGUGGAAUACUCUUUGGAGGGAUUUGCCUGCCGUGUGAUUGCAAUGGUCAUGCAACGGAAUGUGAUAUUCAUGGCGUUUGUCUUGCUUGUGAACACAACACUACCGGGCCUUCUUGUGAUCAGUGUCUGCCUGGGUUCUAUGGAAUACCUUCCAGGGGCACCGCAGAGGACUGCCAGCCAUGUGCCUGUCCACUGAAAACUCCCCCGAACAAUUUUAGUCCUACCUGUCAUUUGGAUAAUGAAGGUGAAGUUAUCUGUGAUAAAUGUCCUCCAGGGUAUGCAGGAGCCAAGUGUGAAAGAUGUGCAAAUGGGUACUACGGCGAUCCUUUAGUGCUGGGACAAUCGUGUAUUCCUUGCGAUUGCAAUGGCAACAUAGACCCAAUGGAAGAUGGCCACUGCAACUCACUCACAGGAGAGUGCCUGAAGUGCAUUGGGAAUACUGUGGGGCAUCGCUGUGAAAGGUGUGCUGAUGGGUUUUAUGGGGAUGCAGUGACUAACAAAGACUGUCGUGCUUGUGAGUGCCAUGUGAACGGCUCUGUUUCCGGCAUCUGUCAUCAUGGGACUGGACUGUGCCAAUGCAAAGCAAAUGUGGUGGGACAAAGAUGUAAUAAGUGUUUGCUUGGAUAUUACGGCCUAAGUACUGGAUUUGGCUGCCUUCCCUGCAACUGCAGUAAAGCUGGCUCAGUUGCCGAGGACUGUAAUGAUGAUGGACAGUGUCACUGUGUGGCCGGGGUGGCCGGGGAGAAGUGCACUCACUGCGCUCAUGGCUUUUACGCAUUCCAGGAUGGUGGCUGCACACCUUGUGACUGUGCUCAUACUCAUGAUGCUUGUGAUAGAGAUUCCGGACAAUGCAUUUGCCCUCCUCAUACUGAAGGAGAAAAAUGUGAAUUCUGCAAGGAAAACUUUUGGGGUCUGGAUCCAAAGAAUGGAUGCAAGGCCUGCAAUUGCAGUGAUAUAGGUUCAGUCAGUCUCCAGUGUGACCCGGUCAAUGCUCAGUGCCAGUGUAAGAAUGGAUUUGGAGGAAACGACUGCGCUGUGUGUGCUUUGGGGUAUAGAGACUAUCCAGAUUGUGUUCCUUGUGACUGUGAUUUACGUGGCAGUAAAGCAGACACAUGUGACCAAAGUCAAGGAAUCUGCAGCUGUGAAGAGGAAACUGGUGUGUGUGUCUGCAAGGAAAAUGUGUUUGGAAUACACUGCAGUGAAUGCAAACCUGGGACCUUUGCCCUUCAUGCCAUUAAUCCUUCAGGAUGCAUUCCAUGUUUCUGUUCUGGGAUGUCGAAGUCUUGUUCAGAAGUAGACAACCAUGUGAGAGUUCCGGUAACCCUGGCUCCACAGCAGACUGGUUUGUAUGUGGUUUCUCACAGUAACCUUACUGGUACCAGUGCUGGUGUAUUUUCCCUGUUUCCUGAUACAUUAAUGGAUGCCACAACAGUCCGACAACACUUGAAUACAGAGCCAUAUUACUGGAAAUUACCAGAUCAAUUUCAGGGAAACCAGCUCAUGGCUUAUGGUGGAAAAUUGAAGUAUUCAGCAGCCUUUUAUGCUUUGGAUGGCACUGGAACCUCAAACCUUGAACCACAAAUCCUGAUAAAGGGAGGUGGCAGUAGUAAACAGGUCAUCUAUGUGGAUCUUCCUGCCCCAGAAAAUGGAGUAAGACAAGACGAAGAAAUAGUACUGAUGGAGAGUGCCUGGAAAUAUUUCAACUCCGUUUCUGAUGAACCUGUCUCACAUUCUGACUUCAUGUCAGUGCUGAGCAACGUAGAGUACAUUCUUAUAAAGGCAUCCUAUGGCCAAGGAUUACAGCAAAGCAGAAUUUCAAACGUCUCCAUGGAAAUUGCCAUGAAAGCUGAAGACACAUCCUUGGUUAAGGAAACAGCUCAUCACAUUGAGAAAUGCCUGUGCCCUACAGGUUAUGCAGGACUCUCAUGUGAGGACUGUGCACGUGGGUACUACAGGGAAAAACAUGGAGACACAACCCUAAAAGUAUCCCCCUCACGACUUCCACCUUGUUUGCCAUGCCACUGCAACAACCACAGUGAUUCUUGUGAUCCAAAAACAGGAAAGUGUUUGGACUGCAAACACAACACAGUUGGUGAACACUGCAGUGUUUGCGCUCCAGGCUAUUAUGGCAAAGUGACUGGAUCUGUCAAUGAUUGUUCUCUGUGUGCAUGUCCAAGAAGGAGUCCUGGGAGCUUUAGUGCCACGUGCAUUAUGAAAGGUGUUAAUGAUUUCCUCUGCGAUGCUUGUAUCACCGGAUAUGAAGGGCAAUACUGUGAAAGAUGUUCUCCAAGUUAUUAUGGAGAUCCUAAAGCACCUGGUGGCACCUGCCAGCCGUGUCAGUGCAAUCCAAGUGGCUCUGUCCACAGUAACUGUCAUCAUAUCACUGGACAAUGUGUCUGUAAGCAAGGUGUAACUGGGCAGCUAUGUGAUGAGUGUGAAUCAAGGCACAUUCUUGUGGGAAAUGAAUGUGUAUCAUGUGAUGAUGACUGCACAGGAUUAUUGUUAAAUGAUUUGGAUAAACUUGAUGAAGCCAUGCUGUUAGUAAACCUCACUGGUGCUAUCCUGGCACCAUAUGGGAUACUUUCAGAUUUGGAAAAUGCAACAAAAGAGUUAAAGGGGUCAUUUUGGACUAAAGAAGAACCAACCUACUCAAUGGAAAGUAUGAGCGACCAUCUUGUAACUCUAUCAGAUGAUACAGACAAGAUGGACAAUGAGUUAACUAGAAUAUUAGGAAGAGGAGACUAUCUCAACAGUGCUACAGAAAGGACCUUGAGCAAGAGUCGAGAAUUGGCUAUAUUUAUUGACACAUUACAGGAAACAAUUAAAGUGCUUGUGGAAGUGGCAACAUCUCUUAAUGAAACAUUAGGAACUGAUUUUCCAUUGUCGAAUAGGACAUUUCAGGAACUGCAAGAUGAGAUUCCUCUCAUGUUGAACACAAUGCAUGGAAGAAAUUUCAAGCAGCUGCACCAAAAUAGCACUCUUGAACUAAAAGCUGCAGAAAGAUUAUUAAUACGAAUCCAGAGAGAGUAUUGGAGACCACAGCAAGAAUUUAAGGACUUACAAAAAAUAGUAAAAAGUACCUUAUCAAAUCGUAGCACCAGUCUUCAGGAAGCCAAGGAUGUUGUGAAUGAAGCUAGCAGAAACACCAAUGAGACCAAGCGCCUGCUUUUUCUUAUGAAUAAUAACCUCAAAGAGUUCAAUCAUAAAAAGUUGAAUAUUCAAGAAGACAAAGUGCUCGCUGUUACGCUGACCAAAGAAGGAAAAGUUCAGAUGGAUGCUACUGCUGCCCUUGCUAAAGAUGUAAUUAACUCUACAUCUAGUCUAGAAAUCCACCGGGAUGGACUGAUCCUAUGGAAUGGCAAAUUAAGGCAGCACGUAGAUGACCUGGUCAUGCAGAUGUCCACUCGACAAGCUCUUGAUCUUGUUUACAGAACAGAAGAUCAUGCUGCUGAGUUACAGAAAGUUGUUCAUGCAUUAAACAGUGGUCUCUUGAAUGUUAGAAAUGUGUCUCUGAAUGCAACAAAUGCUGUCGAUGCAUACUCCACCAUUAAAAGUCUGAUUGAAAACGCAGACAGCCUGGCAAGCGAUGCUUAUAGGAUUGUAACUGAAUCAAUGCAUGUGCCAAAAGAGACCGUUAAUUCUACUGGAAAAAAUGUUCUACAUCUUAGUGUCAAGUAUUUAACUGAAGCAAAAGGUUUGCACAAGAAGUCUGAAGGACUUGAGCCUGGAUUAAACAAGAUGAAGAUGAAAGUAGAAAAAAUUAAAGAGAAAGCUAGUGGAACUGCUCAACAGUUUAAUGAGUCACUGUUGCAGCUGACGGCAUUGCCAAAUGAUACCAGUGAAAAUAUACUUGCUGUAAAAGAGCUAGCUGUAUCAGCUAAUGUGACUGCACUUAACGGUUUAAGCCGCACUAGCGGAUUUAGCGCGAAGUUGCUGAACACUUCAUCUGCAUUGUCUAAGGUUAAUGAGACGUUGCAGAAAACCAAUGAACUUAUAAUCGACUCAUCAAAAGCUGCGGCCUCAGCUGAAAGAAAAGUGAAUGAAGUUGAAAUCCAGGCUGGUCUGUUAUUUGGUAGGCUGAAACCUCUCAAAGUGCUUGAAGAGAACCUGAGCAGAAACAUCUCUGAAAUUAAAGAGCUCAUCAGUCAGGCCCGCAAACAGGCAGCUUCUAUUAAAGUUGCAGUGUCUGCAGAAAGAGACUGUAUUCGUGCCUAUCAGCCCCAGAUUUUAUCUACGAACUACAAUACAUUAACAUUAAAUGUUAAAACAACUGAACCUGAUAAUCUCCUCUUCUAUCUGGGUAGCAGUGGUAAAACUGAUUUCAUGGCAGUGGAGAUGCGACGUGGCAAGGUGGCCUUCUUGUGGGAUAUGGGCUCUGGAUCGACAAGACUGGAAUAUCCAGACUUUUCUAUAAACAACAAUAAAUGGCACAAAAUACAUGCUACAAGGUUUGGAAAAACUGGAACCCUGAGUGUAGAGGAGACAAACUCGUCUCAGAAGCCCUUUACAAGAACUGCCACUUCUCCUGGGACAGCUACCGUACUGGAUGUAAACCAGUCAACUCUAAUGUUUAUUGGCGGACUUGGAGGGCAAAUCAAGAAAUCAUCUGCUAUUAAAGUCACACAUUUUAAGGGAUGCAUGGGGGAGGCAUCCUUGAACGGCAAAUCUGUUGGACUCUGGAACUACAUGGAAAGGGAAGGGAAGUGCAGCGGAUGCUAUGGAAGCCUACCGGAUGAAGACACUUCGUUUCAUUUUGAUGGCAGUGGAUAUUCAGUGGUGGAGAAGGCACUUCGCUCCACUUUGACACAAAUUGUAGUAUUUUUCAGCACUUUCACACCAAAUGGUCUCUUAGUAUACCUGGCUUCUAAUGGCACAAGGGAUUUCUUGUCUCUGGAACUUGUUGAUGGGCAAGUUAAACUAAUGGUUGAUCUUGGUUCAGGUCCUCUUAUCCUUAGAACAGAGAGACGCUACAAUAAUGGAACAUGGUAUAAAAUUUCGUUCAGUCGAAACAAAAAAGAAGGGGUUUUGACAGUCAUGGAGGCUUAUAACCUCAGUUCUAAAGAAACCAAGCGAGGAGAAGCCCCUGGUGCAGCCUCUGACCUGAAUCGUUCUGAUAAGGAUCCUAUUUAUGUUGGUGGGUUACCACGGUCAAGGACAGUAAGGAAAGGGCUUAAUAGUAGAAGAUACGUGGGAUGUAUAAAGAACUUGGAAAUAUCCCGUUCCACCUUUGACUUGCUUAAAAACUCAUAUGGUGUGAGGAAAGGCUGCAUCCUAGAGCCUAUACGCGGUGCUAGUAUCUUAAGUAAUGGUUACAUUGAAUUGCUGCCUAAGUCACUUUCACCAGAAUCGGAACUCAUGGCCACUUUUGCUACUAAAAACACCAGUGGCAUUAUCCUCGUGGGGCUUAGCAAAGGUGCAGAAAAACGAAGACGCAGGCAAGCCCAUCUGCCCUUUUUCUCCAUCAUGCUGGUCGAUGGCCAUUUGGCAGUGCACGUUAAUGCCGGCGACCGAGCAAGUACACGAAAGGUUACAGUCAAGUCAGCUAAUGGAACUUAUAGUGACGGCCAGGAACAUUCUGUCAUUCUGACUCGGAAUAAAAGGAUGAUAACUGUCCAAGUGGAUGAAAGUAGCCCUGCAGGAAUUAGACUUGGCCCAUUGGCAGAAACGAGACCAAUGAACAUAUCCAACUUCUUCAUUGGUGGGGUUCCUGCAGGAGAAGGCAUUUUAGGACUAAAUAUGACUGGCUCUUUCUGUGGCUGUAUAACCAACCUGAUAUUUAAUACGGAACUUCUGGAUUUCACCACUGCAGUGAGGUAUGAAGGCGUUGAUUUGGACAGCUGCUUUCUCUGGGAAAAGCCGAAGUACACCAUUGACCCAGAAGACCCUGAGAGCUUGGCUGAAAUGCAGAUGCUUUCGCUUUCUUUAAGGCCUCCUUCAGAAAUUAAGAAAAAACCAUGUGCAGAGGGUGAACUACUGAAUUACAUUUCUGGUGCUCAUCAGUUUGGCCUUGCCAGAAGCAGCCACUUGAUGUUACUUUUUGAUCAGUCUACAGUAAGGAAGAAGCUUUCCGUGCAGUUGAACCUCAGGACCUUUGCUCCUAGUGGGCUGAUAUACUACAUGGCUCACCAAAAGCAGGCCGAUUAUGCAGCCCUUCAGCUACAAGGAGGGAAACUUUAUUUCUCAUUUGAUCUGGGGAAAGGACGGGCGGUAGCUUUCCAUGGAGCAAUAAUCACCGAUGGAAAAUGGCAUACGGUGAAGACAGAGUUUGCUAAGAGGAAAGGUGUCAUCAUAGUGGAUGGGCAGGAAUCUGUGGCUGUCAGUGUUCCAGGAGAUGGAAACACAUUGGAUGUGGAUGGAAAGCUGUACUUAGGGGGUCUGCCUUUAGCUUACCCAGCCAAGCAGAUUGGAAAUAUUACUCACAGUAUCCCUGCAUGCAUUGGUGGACUAACCCUUAAUAGCAAGGAACUGGAUAAAGAAAGCCCAGCUUCAGUCUUCGCUGUGAAUAAAUGCUAUGUUGCAGCUCAGGAAGGAUCGUUUUUUGAUGGAAAUGGUUUUGCUGCUCUUGUUAAGGAGGGCUAUAAAGUCCGAUCUGAUGUUAAUGUUACAUUUGAGUUCCGCACCACUGUUGUGAAUGGAGUUCUUCUUGGAAUCAGCAGCGCUAAAGUGGAUGCCAUUGGGCUAGAGAUUGUAAAUGGCAAGGUUUUAUUCAGCGUCAACAAUGGAGCUGGUCGAAUAACAGCUACCUAUGAACCAAAAGGCACGGCUAGUCUUUGUGAUGGACAGUGGCACAAACUUCAAGCAAACAAAAGCAAGCAUCAUAUUGCUCUGAUAGUUGAUGGGAACUUGGUUCAAAUGGAUAAUCCACAUAUGCAGUCCACCUCUGCAGAUACGAACAACCCAAUAUAUGUUGGAGGCUAUCCUGCUGAUGUAAAACAAAAUUGCUUGACCAGUAAGAGCUCAUUCCGAGGGUGUUUGAGAAACCUCAUGCUGAUUAAGGGCCAUCAGACAGAAUCAUUUGACUUCAGCGAAGCCUUUGACCUGCAUGGAGUCUUUCCACAUUCCUGCCCUGGGGCCGAGCACUAAAUGUCAGGGAAAACUGUCUAUUUUAAAAAUCUUUGUCUAUUGUUAAUGAAAGAGAAAUGUUUUUAACAAUAAUCCUGAUCACAGUGAUAUCCCCGUAUUAUUCAGCUCAGGACAAAUAUUUUUAGUCAGAACUUGUACGAUUCCAAUUUUUUUUUUUUACAUUUUUAAAGCCUCUUUGUACAACAGAUACCUCUACUAAAACUUUAACAUUAACGGAGUACUUUUUUUUAAAAAAAAAAAAGUUUGUGUUUUUUUUAAAAAUCAGUGUUUACGAUGUAUCUUUGCUGAUUACUUGACAGUAUUUCAUUCAGUGUAUAUGGGUCUUUUUAUAAUAAAGAUGUAAAAUGGGCCCCACACA
Messenger RNA from Elgaria multicarinata webbii, 9649 nucleotides. RefSeq names its product laminin subunit alpha 1 (gene LAMA1). The coding region runs from base 1 to 9291 and encodes 3096 amino acids. Gene Ontology annotation, biological process: regulation of cell adhesion; regulation of embryonic development; tissue development. NCBI's taxonomy places the organism in Eukaryota, Metazoa, Chordata, Lepidosauria, Squamata, Anguidae. The transcript is spliced from 63 exons. Gene Ontology annotation, molecular function: signaling receptor binding. The record is from RefSeq and is a predicted model, not a curated record.